AUGGACGACGAGCAAUCGCAGAAGGUCGCCAACUUCUCGAGCCUCACCGGCUGCAACCCGAAAGUGGCCCAGGAUGCUCUCGCCGCAGCCAACUGGAACCUCGAGCAAGCCGUCACCCUCUACUACGCUUCCCAAGAUGAGGCUGCCGACGAAGACGAUGAGAAAGAGUCCGAAUCUACCACAGCAGCUACCGCGUCUGGUCCUGUCGCUGGCUCCAGCAGUGCCCCGCAGUCCAAGAGUAACGCGCGUGGUGGCAAGCCCAAGGCAAUGACUCUCGCAGACUUGCAGACCGGAGACGAUGACGACGAGGAAAAGGAUCCCAACCAAGAUCUGUUCACAGGCGGCGAGAAGAGUGGAUUGGCAGUUAAGAACCCCGAUCAGUCAGGUCCAACGGACCACUUCCGCAACAUCAUGAAUCAGGCGCGCACCAACCGGGACCGACCAUCAGCCGCGCAUGGCAACGAGGAGGAGGAGAACGAGGAGCCGCGCUCCAGCGCUUUCACAGGUCGUGCGCAGACUCUCGGCGGAGAUGACGCUCCAAGCCAGGUUGUGCAGGACCCCACCGCGGCCGCCGCAUCGGCAGCAGCAUCAGCUCGUCCACGCCACCCCCGUGUGAAUCGCACACUUCACCUCUGGGCCGAUGGUGUCAGCAUUGAUGACGGCCCUCUCCUGCGCUUUGACGAUCCCGCCAACGAGCACAUCAUGGCUGAGAUCAAUCAAGGUCGCGCGCCCAAAGCACUCCUCGAUGUGCAGCCAGACCAGGAGGUCGAUCUCAACCUCGAGCCUCACCGUGACGAGAACUACGUCGCGCCGAAGCCCAAGUACAAGCCUUUUGCAGGUCAAGGACAGCGGUUAGGUAGCCCCACACCAGGUCCGGCUCCACCAUCAUCAUCUUCGACUGCGAGACCUGCUCCUGCUGCUGCGACCUCCACACCACAGCCAUCGCAAAUGGCCAUCGAUGAGUCCCAACCAACUCUUCAGCUUCAGAUCCGUCUGGGAGACGGCACACGUCUCGUGUCACGCUUCAACACAUCCCACACGAUUGGAGACGUCUACGAUUUUGUCAACCUUGCGGCUCCUUCCGCCGGUCGCCCAUGGGCACUGAUGACGACGUUUCCGUCCAAGGAGUUGGACGACAAGGCGCAGGUCUUGGGCGACAUAUCGGAAUUCCAGCGCGGCGGCGUGGUUGUGCAAAAGUGGAAGUGA
Molecule: messenger RNA, 1206 nt
Organism: Ramularia collo-cygni
Lineage: Eukaryota; Fungi; Ascomycota; Dothideomycetes; Mycosphaerellales; Mycosphaerellaceae
Product: related to UBX domain-containing protein 1
Exons: 2
Coding region: 1-1206 (401 amino acids)
Biological process (GO): membrane fusion; nuclear membrane reassembly; Golgi organization
Cellular component (GO): cytosol; nucleus
Molecular function (GO): ubiquitin binding
Source: RefSeq, a predicted model, not a curated record